AUGCAAUUCAAUUCUGAUUUAAAUUUAUUAAGGGAAGAUACAGGUGCCAAAAUUAGAAUUAAUGAUGAUGGUACCAAAAUAACCAUCAAUGGAACAUAUGGUCAAUGUGAAGUUGCAAAAUCUAGAAUAGAGGUUUAUCUUGAUGAUGAAGCAAAUAAACCAAGACCUGGUGUAUAUCCUGAACUUGGUUUUACGAUCCUUGAUGCUUCUGUUGUUGCGGAUAAAAGUAUUUGUUCAAGAUAUUCACCAAAAAUUCAUUUCAGGAGAUAUGAUUUAAAGGAUAAUAAUGCCCAUUCAAAGGGGAAAGAAUUGUUUUAUGUUAUGUUUGACAAUGAUGACUCUAGCAAGAUAAAUUUAGAAAUUAACAAGACGGUCAAAGAAGAAUUUGAAUUUGAUUGUACUGAAACAUCUUCAUCUAAUGCGGAUGUUUAUGAUUUGUUGUUUAAUAACUUGAAAUCUAACCAAAAUAUUUUGAGAAUGAAAACGAACACUAACAACGAAAGUGAUCAUAGAGAUGCCAAAGAACUAGACGAAAGUCGAUAUGAAUGGGAACCAACCGUAUUAACUCCUCUAAACCCGUUCGGUAUUUUUUCCCAAUUACCUCAAUGCAUAACACAAAUUACAUCGUAUCUUUCCGAGUUAUUUCCAGUAAGCGAUCCUGGAAUGGAAAUAAGAGUUUCUCUGUAUCUUGGACAAGAAUUAUUUUUUAAUAUACCGCCGAGUGAGCCAUCAUCAUUUACUUUGUCAGAAUGGUGUAGAUUAAAAAGACUUGGUAUAAAAGGGAUCAAAACAUCUUUUCAACAUGAUGUACCACUCGUUGACGGAUUAAGGAUACUUCAAGCGGAUCCGGAAUUUCAAGAAAAGGUUGAAGGUUUUGGAGAUUGCGAAAAAGACAAAUGGAGUAUUUCGAUUUAUUUUAAUGAUGGUGAAGACAAGAAAAUGAAAUUAAAUUGGGAUUAUCAAAAAAAAACUUGGAAGAUAACUAAAAUUGUUAAAUUAAUGCGUCGAGUCAUACUGUUGGAUUUGGUUUCUGGUUCAUAUUUUCCCGACAUUCGUCUUCUGGUAAAAACGCAGUUUCGCAUCCCAAUCGACCAAAAAUUGGAGACAUUGAUAACUGCGUUGCAAAAUUCUAUAAACAGAAGCGAAAGUUAUCUCUCCUUCCGUGUUAAAGAUUUUGCAGGCAUUUUAAAUGUUACCAGAAUUGAACAGACUAUUAAUAAGAGGCGAUUUUUUAAUAAGAAUUAUAGAAUAAAUCUUGUUCCCACAAAAAAAGAUUUUGAUGGUACAAGAGUUACCUUUGCCAACAGUGUUAUUAUCAAACAUUUAAAUUGGAUUAUGAUGAAUAAGUAUCAAACACAAUCUUAUGAAAAUUCCUUGAAGAAUAAAUCAUCGCAAUUAUCAUCAUCUCCUUAUUUUAUCCUAUCUCGCUCCUCCUCCUCCUCAAUUCAAUCAUCACAAUCGCCAAUAUCAUAUGAACAAUCAAAUACAUAUAACACAAUCAAUGAACAAUUUGAUCUGAUAAGUUUUGAUGAUGAACCUCCAUUAGUCAACUUCUCACCAAUAUCAUCAGACUAUUCAAACCUAAACAUUAAAACCAAGACACGUCAUUUACUAGACGAAGACAUACCCUCUGGCACUAAUCUUUUACAAAAAAGUCUAUUAGAUGAUAGUUCGACAGGAUUUAAAAGUCGGAGACAUAUCUUAUACGACGAUUAUGAUUUGUUUAGCAUACGUAACUCAACAAUACUUCAAAAUGAUUAUAACAAGAAUGAAUAUGGGAAAGAAGUACGGAAUAAUAAAAAAUUAAAAAAUGGAGAAUUGCAAAACUAUGAAGAUGUAGGAGGAUUUGUUGAAGAAAGAAAUUGGAAAGAUAUAUUAGAAUUAACCAUACCUAGCUCUCUAGAAUAUACUAGAAAAUUUAGUAGAAUUGUUAGUUAA
Messenger RNA from Funneliformis mosseae, 1938 nucleotides. The record is from the annotation of a GenBank genome assembly. NCBI's taxonomy places the organism in Eukaryota, Fungi, Glomeromycota, Glomeromycetes, Glomerales, Glomeraceae.